AUGGCAGACGUCGCCCCCUCCUUCAAAAAACGCACCAACAAAUCCACCGCCCGCAAGCGCCCCGCCACCCCACCCCCCGAAGACUCCUCAGACACCUACACCUCCUCCUCAGACGAGUCCGGCCACCCCAUCAAGCGCCGCAAGAAGGAAGGCGUCAAAGUCACCACCGCCGGUCCCCAACGCCCGCAAGACCUCUCCAAAUCCACAAAAUACUCCGCCGACCGCACCAAAACCAUCACGACCCUCGACGACGCCACAAAGACCUCCAACUGGAACACCAGCACCUCCGACGCCGCCGAGACGGCCCGAGCGACCGCGCGACCGCAGCAGGAAGCCCAGGCUGAAGAGAGCAAUGGCGCGUACAAGGGCUCAGCGAACUACAGCUCCUACAUCCAGAAGAACCCCGACACAUCGACUCGGCAAGUUGGGCCCGUGAAAGCGCCUACGAACGUCCGCACUAUUACAGUAACGGACUUCGCGCCGGAUGUGUGUAAGGACUACAAACAAACCGGCUUCUGCGGCUUCGGCGACAGCUGCAAAUUCCUGCACGCCCGCGAGGACUACAAGCAAGGCUGGCAGCUCGACAAGGAGUGGGAGAAAGUCGGCUCCAAAAAUACCACCUCCUCUUCCACCUCCAAACCCGGACAAGAAGACAUGGACGACGAAGAAAAACUCCUCGAAAGCAUCCCCUUCGCCUGCAUCAUCUGCAAAGAGCCUUACAAGAUGCCCGUAGUGACGAAGUGCGGACAUUACUUUUGUGAAAAGUGCGCGAUGACGAGGUAUAUGAAGGAGAAGAAAAGGACGUGUGCGAAUUGCGGGGCGGAUACGGCCGGGACGUUCAAUGUGGCGCGGAAGUUGAAGGAGUUGCUUGAGAAGAAGAGGAGGAGGGUGGAGGAGAGGAGACAGCUGCAGAGGGAGAAGGGGGAGGAUGUUAGUGGGGAUGAGGAGGAGGGUGGGGGUUAG
Messenger RNA from Saxophila tyrrhenica, 963 nucleotides. RefSeq names its product RNA-splicing factor (gene CWC24). Gene Ontology annotation, cellular component: U2-type spliceosomal complex. The record is from RefSeq and is a predicted model, not a curated record. Bases 1 to 963 code for a protein of 320 amino acids. Lineage: Eukaryota; Fungi; Ascomycota; Dothideomycetes; Mycosphaerellales; Extremaceae. Gene Ontology annotation, biological process: snoRNA splicing. The transcript has a single exon. Gene Ontology annotation, molecular function: metal ion binding.